Molecule: messenger RNA, 2596 nt
Organism: Melanaphis sacchari
Lineage: Eukaryota; Metazoa; Arthropoda; Insecta; Hemiptera; Aphididae
Gene: Tes
Product: testin
Exons: 6
Coding region: 743-2413 (556 amino acids)
Molecular function (GO): zinc ion binding
Source: RefSeq, a predicted model, not a curated record
CUUCGUCGGCCGUACGGUCGUAACGAACAACAAAAUAAAUUGUAAUGUAAACAUUAAAUAGUAAAUCCGAAGACCGAAAUUCGUCAUUCGCCAGUUGGCACUUGACGUUGACAGUUAGGCUUAGCCGCUUAGGACUGUUUAAACGCUAGUCAAUAAAACAUUACCCGUUCUAUUGAGCACCGCACUAUUGCACUAAGCUCGUGCCUCGCAGUGAGGCGGUUUUACAAUUGUGUCUUUCCGCGUUCGUCUCUCUCCCCUUCUGUUUACCGUGUCCCCGACCCGACUCGCCAGUCUUCAAGUCGCCGGGCACUCGGUUUUGUUUAUUCACAUUGAAAUUCUUCAUCGUUGACGUCAUCUCCACACGGGAGGUGUGCAAACAACUCAAUAACAAUAUACGUUUCUAUACAAUCUUUAUACAGUAUCAAUACGACAUUCAUUAUUGUAUCGCCCCCGUUCGUUCGUUUUUUCUUCCACUCAUUAUAUUUCGAUAAACUUAAUCUGCUAUGACCAUACAUCACGUUCGACGUUCAAUACUUCAAUGCUGUGACGAUGAUUCAUUGUUUCGUCAUCGUCACUGGGCUUCCGUUUUUUUCCGUGCGUGAAUGUUAAAAAUUGCACUAAUUUUUUACGACGAUAGUACGAUAUUCCAUCGAACAAAUUUGUCGUUUCUUCACAGCUUCAAUAUUCUCUUAAGCCUUACGAAAAGCAAAAAAUCGGUUUACACGAUAUAUCACACCGGACAAUGGCUUUGGAACCGGAAGAACACUUUAAGACACCCGAAUGGGUUUCGAGGUUGGAAAAUAAACACAAAAAAUAUCAUAAAUUAGCUCAUGAAGUCGGAUCUGGUUCAAAUUGUUUAAAAUGUGGAGAUGCUUGUCCUGGCUUGGAUUUACAUUUUUGGCGAAAAGUGUGUUUGAAUUGUAAAUGUAAAAAAGAAGAACAUAAUAUUGUAGAUGAAGAUCAAUAUAAACAGUUGGAUAUUUUAUUUAACGAUUCAAAAUCAAAUUACCAACCAAUAAAAGCAGUGUUGAAUAUGAUUAUUAAACCUGAUGAUCAACUUAUAAAAAAACAAGAAACUGAUCAAAACAAAAAUGAAUUUAAAUUCGAUUGGGUCCCACCCAAUGUUCAUAAAGAUCUAGCUUCAGAGUACAUGCAGUUGUUACCAUCUGACAAAUUACCUAUUAGUGGUAGUGAAGGAGCUUUUUACAGACGCAAGCAGCUAGAAAAACAAGUUCCUUUACAUGAUUUUAAUGCAAAUGUUUGUCAUAAUCUUACUGUUGAAGAAGCUGAUGCUAUGGGUUCUUAUUUAAAAAAUUUAAAAGAGAAUGCUGUUGGUCAAGGCUUGGUCAAAAAACUUACUGAUAACACUAAUCAUCCAAUUCCAUUGUUUAAAAAUAUGAAUCUUACACCAAAACCAUUUAAAAAAAGUUAUAAUCAACCGCUCGAAGAAGAAGAAUUUCCUCCUCCUCCUCCAGAACUUUUGUAUCCGUUGUCAAAUACUGAAUUAAAAACACCGAGUUCAUUUAUUGGGAACAAAAACUAUUCUGGAAGCAUUAAACCAGAAGUCAAUAUUUUAGACACUGUUAAUAACAAUCCAGCUGAAUGUAACAGACAAACUAUUACUUCACAAAGGCCAAAUUCAAACAUUGCUGUAUCAGCAACUUUACCCCAACAACAGACAAAUUUCUCCUCAAAUAUUCAGAAUGACAAUUACAAACCUGUGCUACACGAUAAAGAUAUUGGUGAAUCAUUAAAAAAUCCACUCUGGGAAGGUUCAAAUGAAUUCACAACAUCCCAUGCUGAUAUUUUUUCUGCUGGCAAAGAAUUGCGUUGUAAACAAUGUAAUAAGAAUGUAAUACCUGGUCAAGUUGCUGUUAUGGCUGAACGCACUGGUAAAGAAGUAUUUUGGCAUCCAUCGUGUUUUGUUUGUACUACAUGCGAGGAAUUAUUAGUUGAUCUAGUAUACUUCUACUAUGAUGGGAAUGUUUAUUGUGGUAGACAUUAUGCUGAAAUCUUAAAUAUACCACGAUGUAAUGCUUGUGAUGAGUUGAUAUUUUUGAAAGAGUAUACAAUUGCUGAAGAUCACACCUACCAUGUUCGACAUUUUUGUUGUUUUGAAUGUGACAAACCAUUAGCUGGAUUAGAAUAUGUGUCAAUUGAAAAACAACCGGUUUGUUUGGAUUGUUACCAAAAUAAAUAUGGAAAAAAAUGUGAAACCUGUCAUAAUAUUAUUGUGGCUGGUGAAAACAGAAUUGGCUGGCAAGAGUUGAGCUGGCACGAAUCUCCUGCAUGCUUUAAAUGUUAUCAGUGUUACACAUCAUUGUUAGGUAAAAAGUUUACUGUUAAAAAGGAAAAGCGGCCUUUGUGUAGCAGAGAAUGUGUAAUAGCUUUUAACAAUUCUACAGAACUUUAAUAUUGUAUUAAAUUUUAUUUUUUUAUAUACAAGGGGAUUCAUUAAGUACUUUUGAUCUUUAGUGGUAGAAUAGUGAUUUCAAUUAUUCUACCACUAAAUUAUCACUAUGCUUAAUAAAUAAUCUUGUGUAAACAUUAAUAUUAAUACUUUUAAGUUCUAAUGACAUUUUUAUUAAAUUAAGAA